UCUAGUGCACGCGAGUGCGACCGAAUUAUUAAUAAGUAAUGUCAGCCACUGUAACUGCUGCAGGAAGUUACAAACGUAUUGUUAAAUUAAUUGAAAAAUGGCCUGUAGAUCCCAAUAAAGCUGGUGGAAGGGAUUUAGGAGAAUAUUUGAGAUACUUCAUCAAUAAAGCCUACAGUGACAAUAAGUUUGAAACCGAAUCCAAAUACUGGGAUAAGCAGUAUCUUUCCAUCCAAAAGUUGGUCAACAACACACACAAGAAAUCCAGUCAACGUUCUCUAUCCUCAUCCUCAACAGGACUCACUGCUGAGCAGUGUAAUGUAGCAUUAUCAAAUGAAUUUCUAAAACAUUUGAAAAUGAAAGAAGAAUCAUUCUUCAGAAAAUUGAUUUCUCUCAAACCUGAUGACAAAUAGUUUCAAUAUGUUAAAUAAACAAUCAUUGUGCCAGUGUUAUACACUAAAAUUAGUGAAGAUCCUUGGGAAAAGAUUGUAUCAUGCCCCAAGACAUGUCCCUGUCAUGGUUGAUGAAGUUGUGAGCUUCAUGAAACCUGAACAAGGACAAACAAUACUGGAUAUGACUUUUGGUUCAGGGGGACACAGUCGUAGGCUAUUAUCAGCUGCUGCAAAUAUCAAACUUCUGGCACUAGAUAGGGAUCCUUUGGCUUUAGGCUAUGCAGAAGAAUUAGCACAGGAGUUUCCUUUCCAAGUCACACCACUUCUUGGAAGAUUUUCAGAAUUACCAAAGUUACUUGAAUCAAAGGGUAUUAAACAAAAUACUAUUGAUGGCAUAUUGUUUGAUUUUGGUUGUUCAUCUAUGCAGUUUGAUGAAGCAAGCAGGGGGUUUUCUGUUUCUAAGAAUGGACCACUAGAUAUGAGAAUGGAUGGAGAUAGAUUUUCAGAUUCUCCCACUGCUUCUGAUGUAUUAGCGAAAGCGACAGAAGAAGAUUUAUACAAAAUUAUAAAAUAUUAUGGAGAAGAAAGUUUAGCCCGGAAAAUUGCAAGAGCUAUAAUAGAAGUGAGGUACCUAUUCAAAACAGUUACCACUACGGAAGAUUUAGCGAUAUUGGUGGAAUCGGUUUGUACACAUUCUCAUAGAGUGGAUAAAUUACAAAGGAAAAGCAGUGUUGCCACCAAGACUUUUCAAGCACUCCGUAUAUUUGUCAACAAUGAGUUGAAUGAAAUCAACUAUGGACUGAUUUUGGCACACAAAUACCUGAAAAUAGGUGGUCGAAUUAUAACCAUAACAUUUCAUUCCCUUGAAGACACAAUUGUAAAAAGACACUUAUUCGGGAAUAUAAUACAAAACACAGUGAAUACCCUUCCAUUGAAAUACACGAGUCACUGUACUCAUAUAGAGGAAUCGUUUGUCAAAAAUAUAAUGGAUCGCAAAUGGAAAAUGCUCCAUGGACAUGUUUUAGUGCCAAAGUAUGAUGAAGUGGAAAUGAACCCUAGGAGUAGAUCUGCUAAACUUCGUGCUGCUGUUAAAACUUGCUGAAUUAAAUAACUUAGUCAAAAAUAGAAAUCAACUGGUUUUAUUAAAUGAAUGCAUGUU
Molecule: messenger RNA, 1548 nt
Organism: Phaedon cochleariae (mustard beetle)
Lineage: Eukaryota; Metazoa; Arthropoda; Insecta; Coleoptera; Chrysomelidae
Source: the annotation of a GenBank genome assembly